UGGGUCCAAGGUUACUCCCAAAGGUGCAAAUGGAGCAUCAAGACGCAGGACUAGGGUGCAGGGAGAGCCGAGGCCUGCGAUUUGGGGCGUCACCUUUCCAGAAGCCGGAAUUCCAGCCCUGGUGGGGACACAUUCUCCUGCAGUCAGGCAGGGAGCUUGAAACGGCCUAGUUUUUAGGAGCAAAGAUAAACGGUAAGCGGCAUUUGCUUAGAGGAUCUUGAGGCAGGACUCUCAAAGAAAGCAGGAAAUUUCUCACUGUCUGAACAAGAGGGCUUGAGUAGUUCAACUUAACAUAUGCAGACUUACAUCAAAAACAGGCUUCAGAACAGCCAGGGAAGAUUAAAAAGUGCAUCUGAUCUUAAUCAACUCUAGACAUUGCAUGAGUCAAAUUUUUCCUAGCUCGCUGUUUGUUCAUCCAGCCUGAUGGGUUCCUGGCAAUGUAUCCUUCGUGACCAAAAUUCAAAAGGGGACAUUCAAGUCAGCUCCCAGGAAAGCUGCUGUGGAGCCCCAGGCAUCCAGAAGCCCAGCGAAUGGGACAAAGUCAUGGCUCAAUGUCCCACCGAUGCACGAGAGGCUUGUGGGGACGCAACGAUGCCGAGGUGUGUUUCAAGGGCACGUUGGCCAAUGUACCAUUCUUGGGUGGGAUCAUGGGCCUCCCCAGAUGUUAUCACAGUAACAAAGGAGGUGGUAGCAGAAAUAAUCUCCUGCCAGCCCCAAAAUACAAAGCAGUUUUCCUUUCAAAACCCUGGCUCACUUCCUCCCUCUGAAAGACUCACUUUUUGUAAUCCCUCUGAUGACCUCAUUGGAGCGAGCCGAGGUUAUGCAAUUAAAGCCGCCUCAUUUCUACAGUGCUUCUCACAACAGAAAACACCUCCGAAGGCAGCUCUCGCCAUCAGGAAUCCCAGCCUGAGUCCGGAGCGCUUUCAUCUUCUGAGUUUUCCUGUGGUCGGUGAAAUCGCUGCGGCCCCCACAGGGAUCUAAACAUCCACAAACAUUUUGUGCAACUUACACGUUCCUCAUCAACUUCCUUGAGAAACAGAAGGUCACUGUGGAUGGCAUCCCGGACCCUCCUGGAGUUCCAGUCCUCCAACCAGAGUCAGCUCUUGCCUCCAAAUGCCACAUCGUGUGACAACCUUCAGGAAGCCUGGGACCUGCUGCACAGAGUGUUACCAGCCUUUAUCAUCGCCAUCUGCUUCUGCGGCCUCGGGGGGAACCUCUUUGUGCUGUCGGUCUUCCUCUUGCCCCGGCGGCGCCUGAACGUGGCAGAAAUCUACCUGGCGAACCUGGCGGCCUCCGAUCUGGUGUUUGUCUUGGGCUUGCCCUUCUGGGCAGAGAACAUCUGGAACCAGUUCCACUGGCCUUUCGGAGCCCUCCUCUGCCGCGUCGUCAAUGGAGUCAUCAAGGCCAAUUUGUUCAUCAGCAUCUUCCUGGUGGUGGCCAUCAGCCAGGACCGCUACUGCGUGCUGGUGCACCCCAUGGCCAGCAGGAGGCGGCGGCGGCGGCGGCAGGCCCAGGCCAUCUGCGUGCUCAUCUGGGUCAUGGGGGGCCUCCUGAGUGUCCCCACGUUCCUACUCCGCUCCAUCAAAACUGUCCCGGAGCUGAACAUCUCUGCCUGUGUGCUGGGGCUCCCCCACGAGGCCUGGAACUUCGCGAGGAUCGUGGAGUUGAACGUGCUGGCCUUCCUCCUGCCGCUGGCUGCCAUCGUCUUCUUCAACUACCACAUCCUGGCCUCUCUGAGAGUGCAGACAGAGGUCAGCAGGACGAGGCACGGGGGCCCCACGGAUGGCAAGACCACGGUGCUCAUCCUCGUGCUCGUGGCUACCUUCCUGGUCUGCUGGACCCCUUACCACCUCUUCGCAUUCCUAGAAUUCCUGUUCCAGGUGCGGGCUGUCCGAGGCUGCUUCUGGGAGAACUUCAUCGACCUGGGCCUGCAGUGCGCCAACUUCUUUGCUUUCAUCAACAGCUGCCUGAAUCCAGUGAUUUAUGUCUUUGUGGGCCAGCUUUUCAGGACCAAGGUGUGGGAACUUUAUAAACAAUGCACCCCUAGAAGUCUUACUCCGAUGUCCUCAUCCCGCAGGAAAGAAAUCCUCCAACUUUUCUGGCGGAAUUAAACAGCAGUGAGCCAAGAUGCUUGGCUUCCUUAUCAGUUAUUUCUGAUGCAAUAAAUACUAUGGUGGUAGGCUGAAUAAGGGCCCCCCCAGAUAAGCAGGACGUAGUCCCUGGAAACUGUGAAUUUAUUUUUGGUAAUGGAGACUUUGCAGGUGCAAUUAAACUAAGGAUCUUGCAAUAGGGAGAUUAUCCUGGAUUAGCUGGGUGGGCCCAAUGUAAUCGCAAAGACCUUUAUAAAAGGGAAGCAGAAAUGGCGGAGUCAGAGAAGGCCAUGUGACAACAGAAGCAUGAGGUUGGAGCGAUGCAAGGAAGGCACCCCCUAGAGGCUGGAAAAGGCAAGGAAAUGGAUUCUCCUCCGGAGCCUGCGGAAGGAACCAGCCCUGCUCGCAUCUUGGCUUUAGUGCAGCGAGAUUGAUUUGGGAUGUCUGUCCUCCAGAGCCAUACAUAAUAAAUUUGUGUUGUCUUAAGUCAUAAAGUCUGUAGUCAUUUGUUACAGCAGCAACAGGAAACUAAUACACAUUUCCAGUAAGGGUCUCUUCUCACAUUUCCACUUGCCUGUCCAAAAUUUUCUAGGUUAACUGCUGGGAAUACAGAGAUGAUAAAGCUAAAGAUCCUAACCAAAAGGAAUUUACAUAGAUCUAAAUAAUUAUAGUGUCAAAAAAGAAAGUGAUAAAUCGCAUGAGCACGCCACAGAUCCUGUACCCUGAGUAUUCAGAGGGAAAGAGGAUGGGGUCCUGCUGGGGUAUCAGGACAGCCGUUGUGAAGGGAGUAAACUGUGAGCUGAGUUUUACACCGUAGAAUCUGGAUACGUGGAGAGGGAGGAAGUGCUGGUGGAGACAUCAUCGAGACACACAGGUAGAAAAGUGUGGGUCCCCACGGAAGAAUAUCUACCGAACACCGAAUGCAUCGGCUCUCUUCUUGCUACCAGGAGCCCAAUGGUGAACCUGGAAAGUCUGCCUUCAAGGAGCUCGUGGCAACAGGGACAACAAUUAGGAGAGUGUCACAGGGCGGUUUGGGGAGAACGGAGAUGUUCAGAGGAUCUACGAUGGUCCAGGGCAGGGAGGGAAGCCCAGAGGUGUCCAGUGGGCUGUGAGGGCCUGCUGAAGCUAGAAAGCAUGGAUUUCUUGUGUGAAUGGCUCUAGCGAUGCUCAGCAGGCCCCCAAAAGGCAGGAAUGACCCUUUGGUCAGUGCUCCAGCCCUGUAGGUUUCCUGGAGAGCAGACUAUGGUUUGGACGGCCUGGAUUUAGGUCAACAAGCAGGAUCCAGUCUGCACACGUGGUUCAUUUGGUCCACAGAGUGUUUCAAUGUUUUUAAGUUGGUUACCAAUAUUUAAAUUCCACGUGAGAAUCCCGUGAAUAUUUGGAAGCUCUAGCAACUCUGAGUCUGCGUUCGUUCCUUCAGCUGACAUUUAUCAACCAUCUGCUUUGUGCCAGGCACUGUUGCAGGCAGGAGAACACAGCUGGCAGUAACACAGAGGAACAUCCGGGUCCUCUUGGAGUUGACCUGCUGCCCACCCCCAGGGCACCAGGACAGCCUAUACCCAGGGCAGAGGCUGGAGUCACCCGGCUUGCUCGCCUCCAACGCCAGUGCAAUUCCUGAGCUCCCGGAGGGCGGGAGACGGUGAGCAGAGGCCCUGCAGUGAAGCCGCGAGUACAGGCAGGAAUCUCAGGCAGGAACAGAGACUCGGAAAGAGAAAAUAAUGCCCAGUCCUCCUCUGCUGAGAGUGAACUGACCCGAAUAGGCCCUAUCUCCUCCUUUCUCAGCCCCUGCACUAAACCUGCAGCUCAGAAAAAUUCCUUUCUACGGGUUCCUACAUUCCAGAAGAGCGUGCUGCCUGAGAAAUCAGAGCAUUGCUCGUGGCCUGCAGUUCAAUGGUAGAGUAAGACCAUCACUGGGACCUCUGAGAAGCCAGACGCCUGACGGAUGGAAUGCACGUAACACUCACCGAGGCCCAGCGCACAGCCCGGCCGCGGGACGGAAACCGCAGACCCCACAGUCAGGACUCUGGUGCCCUUCUCUUGGGAAGGUCAAUUAUUCAUCUGCAGAGGGAGGAACUCCUGCCUUGGUUAACAGGAUCAGUGCUGUGGGAGAAGUUACUAUUUGUGAGUCCCCCUGGAUCUGGCUGGACCCGGAGUAUUUCACGCCUGGGUCCAGGCCCGAGCCUCACCUUGUGGGGCUAACGCCUGGAGUGGAAGGAUGAGUUAGCAAACGGUCUUCCAGCAUCCCUGGCUCCAGCACCCACAUGGGCUCCCGCUUUCUCUCUGAGAAGGGCCAAGAAGCUUCUUCUCCAAUCCUCCUCCAGCUUGGGGCCUUUCGUGUGAGGCCACGACUGCCCACUGCCUUCCCUCCCAGCAUCAGUGGCCCAUCCAUCAUGGGCCCUGAGUGGCGCCAAGUACCCACACAGCCCAGCCUGGGGGAUGCCUGGGUGUUGCAAUGGACACAGGCAAUUUCUUGUUCUCCGGAGAUGAAUCACGAGCUUGAUGAGGAGCAGGUGGGAAGUUUUCUCCCAUGAGCUACAAGAGGCUUUAAACAUCAUCGAAAUGAGUGUGUGCCAAACUGGUACAAUCCGAAUAAAAUCUGGAAAGUUCUAUCGAUGUCAAUUUCCCUGCUGUGAUAUCGUACCAUAUUUAUGCAAGAUGUUACCGUUGGAGGAAACUGCAUAAAGAGUACAAGGGAUCUUUCUGUAAAUCAAAGAAAAAGUCUAAAAAAGAAACUAGCAAGUCCAACCCCUCAUUUUACAGAUAAGGAAAAUGAGGCCCAGAGAUGGGCAGACACGUGCCCAAGGUCACCCAGUGAGCUGGACUCCUGGUGCAGGGCUCUGCCCAGACCCAGGGAUGCCCAUGAGGCUGUGAGGUCAGAGAAGAGGCCUGAGUGCCAGGGAUCCCACCAUGUGAGUCACCUUGAUGGUGGCAGAUGGUGGCCGGGGUUGGUUCAGGCAGGGAGCAGAGAGCCAGGCCUACUUUCCCGGAGCUUCAGGGGACAGAAAUGUAUCAGAAGGGUCAGUAGGGGCUCAGCAAGUAGGAGGGGAAGACGCUUCAGGGUUUUAGUUGACAGGGAGCUCAGUGUGCUGUGGCUGUCAAAAUAGCUGCUAGGCUCUGGGGCUAUAUUAAUAGGAGUAUUACAUCUAAAAUGAGGGAGGAGAUAUCCUAUUUAGCUUAAUAAUCAACAGAGUACAUGAGGAGUAUUGUGUCCAGCUCUUGGGUGAUUCAGAAGAAGGGAUCAGACUGAUGAAGGGACUCAAUAUCAUACCCUCUGUGACACUGUGAGGCCUGACAGGGCUUCCCUGAAGAAGAUAAGGCUUGUGGGGAGAGGAGAACAAAUGUAUUUAGUGUGACCCCAGUAAGACCAAAGGCAAAAACUUCUGGCCCAAUCUGAGGAAGAGCUUUCUGAUAUGCAGAACUGUCCAUGAUAGCUGUCCCCUGAUAGACCUGGAAUAACAGUGGGUCUCCUGUCACCAGAGGUGUCCCAGCAAAGUGGCAGGGGACAGGACGUUGCAACGAGGACCCCAGACGCAUCUGUAGCACCCCCAGCCUCGAGGAGCUUGCUGCGUGCAGGGGAGGCAGAUGAGAAGAGGUCACUCCUCAGGACGAGAUGCGUAAUCAUGGGGUCACAUGCACCUGGGAGGGGUCCGAGCAGGAAGGGGGUACAGGGGAGGGAACCCCGACCUGGUCUUGGUGGUAAGUAGGACAAUGAGGGUGUUGGCCACCUGCAGCCUUUGCCUCACUCAGGUUCUCAGCUGAUGACACCAAGGGCUGGGAGAAUUAUAGCAAGGCCGAGAGGUCAAAGUCCCCUCUAGGCCACGAGUGUCAGUGGAGACUCUAAACAGGGGAGUGAAGUUUGAGAGCGAUCGCUCCACUGGAGUAUGGAGGAUGGAUAGCAGGGUGUAUAAGUCACCUGCUGCUGCAUAACAAAACGCCCAAAAAACGAACGAUUUAAAGCAACCUCCUUAGCUCAGGGUUCUGCAGCCUUGGGCUGGGUUGGCUGAGCGCUUCUCCCGCUGGUCUUGGCUGCGUUGACUAGUGUCUCUGUGAUCAGCAGCCAGUCAUCCUUGGCUCUGCUUCUGGGGGUUGAGCGGGAGGGUGCAGAGGUGCAGAGCCGACCUCAGAUGGAGUUAGAAACCAUCGAUGGGUUAGGCGUAAUGGUGGGAGGCUGGGAGCACCCCAACCCCGACCUCCCAAACUGAGAGCGAAUCAGAGCGGCUGAUUCGUCCCCUGCUCUGACUACGCUUAUCCAGCGUCCAGUACGUGGCAGGCACGGUGCGAGGCACGGGGGUGCAGAGUAAAAGGAGACAGUUUCCUCGCUUCUGAGACUUCACAGGACAUGGAAAAGACCCUCUGGGGCAGCCUGCUCAUUUUAUAGAUGGAAAACCUGAGGCCCAGAAUGAUCCACGCUGUUGCACAAGGACACCAUCAGCAUGAGAUCUGGACCAGGCGCCGGCUCUUCUGCUCUGUUGAGUCCUCCAGCCUGUACACAGGCUCCCGGAAAACGCUUGCUGAGAACGUCUUGUCUUUUGACGGGGGCAGGAGACGCCUCCUCACCCUCAAGAGAAACAGUAUUGCUGCUCAGCGAUCGUCCCAAUUCCCCCGUCCUUCUGGGAAAUGGGGGGAUUGAAUUUCCUCACACCAUGCAGGCCAAGGGUGGCCUUCUCAUUCCUUUGGCCAAUGCGAGGGGACUUGUCUGCCACUUCCAGGCAGAAGCAUCUAAGAACACAGUCUCCCAUGCUCUCUCUUCCUCUGCUGUGGCAAACCCUGAAGCCUUGUGUUAAGACGGUGGUGUCAUUAAAAUGUAGAGACCCCAUCAGCCUGGAACCCGAGUGACUAGACGAGCAGAGUCCCCUGAAGACCUGCAUUAAACAUGCAGUGUGUGUGAGAAAUCAGCCUUUGUUGGUUUAAGCCACAGAGAGUAAGGGGAUGUUUGUUAUGGCAGCAGAACCUAGCCUAUCCUGACUGAUGCACCUGGUUUCAGUGAGGAGGGGCUGCUCCCUAAACGCUGGGCCUCUUGCUCACCCCUGACUUGUCUCUAUGGAUGAAAAGCGACUUAUCUGAUUGACCAGCUUCCAAAAGAGAAUUGAGCCUGAGGAGCUCAGUUCCUUCCUGCAUCCUCGCUCCUGGAGGAGGCCCUGUCUCCAGACUCGGGUCUUCUCUCAGCCAUGAGCAUUGUCCUCGGCUAAGACGAAGCUGCCACAGAGAAGCCUCGUGAAAGAGUUGGGAGACUGAGGAUUUUUCCAAAGCGUUCCCACGAGCACAGGGUCAGAUUUUGCGCAGGCUGGGAUGCGCCCCGGGGCUUUGCAGGGCUGACGGCUGAACCAACGUUGCUCAGGAAGAGAGCGGGCGACCCCUGCUGGUGUUGAAGAGGGUUGCUCUUUCCCCAGAAGAUUCUGCACAAAUUUUCAAAGCAAGCCCUUUAAAUGGAUUACAACAGACCUGAUUCAAAGCGUUAACAGAACGUGGAAAUGUGAAAAGGCAGCGAUUUCUCUUGAACAGGGUUUUUCAAAGAUCUUUUCCUUUUUUAAGUAUGAACCUUGCUGGUGGGUACAACUUCUACAAGAGGGCAAUUGGCAAUAGCCACCCAAACUUUAAAUGGGUGCCACAUACCAUUGACUCGCUGUUUCCCCUUGUGGUGCCCUGUCUAACGGAUAAACCACUGUGAAGCCGAGGGGCAGAGAAGCUCCGUGACUCGCCCCGGGGGAAUCUUUGGGGUGGACAGUCAGCUAAAAUUCCAGUUCAGCAAAUAGGACACACAAAGGCAAGAAGACAGCUUUCAACAUGAAAUCUGGCACACAGCAAGACUACAUUACCCAGGAGCCCUUGAAGGAUCACGUGACAGAAUUCUGACCAAUAGAAGGGGGGGCAAAAGUGAGAGCUCCUAGGCCUGGCCAUAAAAGUGGUCCUCCUCUCUCCCCAGUGCAGUGAUCCCCGUGGAGGAUUCUGAGGCUCCGGGACAGGAAGAGACACAAGAUGGAAGGAGCCUGGGUUCCCCCAUCACCACUUGCAGGAGCGCUGCCAGAUAUUCAGGAGCACCGCCUGGACUUUACAUGAAUGAGAAACAAACUUCUUUUUGUUAAGCUGCUGGGAUUUGGGGGUUUAUCUGUCAUUAGUGACUAGUGUUCCUUAACUAGUACAUUGUGUGGCUUUGGAUAGAUCACUUAA
This is a messenger RNA of Equus caballus (horse), 8258 nucleotides long. NCBI's taxonomy places the organism in Eukaryota, Metazoa, Chordata, Mammalia, Perissodactyla, Equidae. The record is from RefSeq and is a predicted model, not a curated record.